AAAGUGAAGCGUGAAAAUGGCUCAACCGGCACCGCUUUGUUUGGAUGUUACGGAAUUAAAAUUCAAGCUACAGAGCAAGGUGCCGAUUUUUAAAGGAGAUGGUAAUGCAAAAAAUGGCUGCAAUUUGCUUGCCACCGCCAGUGUACAUGGGCUCGUUUUUGCCGGUACCGUCGGGUGCGAGCUGCGCGUACUCAAGCUGAAAGACGUCACCACCGACCGGGUGAUUAAUGUGAUCGUACCGUUGCGGACGGUACCAUUACCGAGCGAACCGUACCAGUUGGCCGUUAGCUGUGAUCAUGGAAUGCUGGCGGUGGACAUCGUUGCGAACGGGGUGCCGUUUGUGUACAUUUACUCGGUACCGUCGUUUCUGACCGGUUCCGUUGUGAAGGUGCAUGAAAUUAAAACAUCCCCUCAGCCAAAUGUGCGGAGUACACAGCUCUGCUGGAAUCCCGUCAUACACAAUGUGCUGGCAGUGCGUACCGAAGCUGGUGGGCUUUCGGUGUACACGUUAAAGGAACCGGCCGGUUUGGAGUUUCAUUCGCUCGAUACGAACAAUCCGGCCGAACAGGCCCAGUGUGCCUGCUGGAGUCCGAAGGGUAAGCAGCUGGUGGUAGCAUUCGUGAACGGAAAGCUGAUCCAGUACAAGCCAGAUCUUAAACCAGCCCGUACCAUCGUCUGUCCGGCCGGUGUCGUGGAGGGUGCCUUCGAUGUGCUAGCAGUCCAGUGGCUUAGUACGUACCAGUUUGCGGCUGUUUUCCUUAUGCACGCGAACAAUUCAGUGCCAGCGCUUUUCAUCGUAAACGCUCCGAAGGUGGGCAAUCCGGUUUUUAUCAACUAUGACGAUAUCUGCUACAGUCAGAGUGGACCGCGCAAAGGGCAAGUGUUUUUGCAGCACAUCCUGCCCUGGAAUCUGCUGCUGAUGGCAUCAUCCAACAGUAUGGAGGUUGGAAUGUUGGGCACAACGGAAAGCGGCGAAUCGCCUACCUGGUGCCAGUGGAUAACAACGGACGAGGCACGGGCAGAAUUGCCACUAACGAACGACAAACAGGAAACGUUCCCCAUCGGUAUGGUGCUUGAAACGGGAUGUACGCACGAGCUCGUAAUCGGCGAGCAGACGUUCCCGGUGAUGCCAAUGAUCCAUUUGCUUUCGACCUACGGUCAGUUGAUUUCGUUUAACGUGCUCAACACACUCCCGAACGUGCCAAACAUAUGCUCUCCACCAAAGCCGGUCCAAGAUCUGUCCGGUGGAGCGUUCGUUAAGUUGGAUGUACAGAAUUCGGGUCCGGCAACUUCCAGCGCGAAUGCGACAGUUCCGGUUCCGGCUCCUGCUCCCUCGGAAAUUUCUUUCACUGUACCGAACGGUGCCACAUCAACGCCUGCUAUUGCGAAAUCGAAAUCUUUCUUUAAUCCCGGAGUGCCAGACGCGGUACAGAAGUCUCCGAUCAGUCUGUUCGGUGGUGGAGCUUCCGGUGUAGCAUCCGGGCAGCAGCCACAACAGAAACAGGCGACGACAACCCCAGCAAUUGCUCCGACAUUCGGUCAGAAGAUUACGUUUGGAUCUACGCCCGUAGGAGGCCCAUUAUCGCAAGGAGUGGCAGCUGGAACUGAAAAGAAAGCUCCGCCUUCGUUUGUUGGCUUUUCCGCACCGGGGACGACAGCGGCUAGCACAUUCGCACAGCUGGGGACAAGCGCCGGUGGACUUCCGAUGAUGUCUGCUCCACCUUUUCAAGCCGCGAUGGCAUCGAUGGGAUCGAAAGCGACGGCUGCCACCACAACGGGUGUUACGUCCGCUGCCGGACCGGAUAACAAACCGCUCGUUACCGUCCCCCUAACAUACGCACCGCAGCAAAAUAAUGGUUCAAAUGCUACUACCACAUCCACACGACCGCAACCAGCUGCGCCGAAAAAAUCCGACGUUUCCACGGAAGACAGUAACGCCAUCAUACGUACGCUAAUGGUCGAUGAAAUUAAUCGUUUUACGCGCGAACUCAACACUCUGCAGCAGCGUAACCGCACCCUGAACGUGCAAAUCGGCGUGAAAGAAGAAUCGGCUCAAAUUAUACGCAAUUUGCGUGAGCUGGAGGACAUAAUUGCGCAAGCGAACGAAAGCACCCAAUCGCUCGUGUCGGAUGUGCAGUCGUUACGGCUCGGGUUGAACGAAGCGUUUGCGAUGGUAGCGGAAGCGAACAGCAAGAGCGAGUUAUACAACAAUCCGACUCUGCACCAGUACCAGGAAGCGCACGGCGGCAUGUCCCAGACGAGUCGCCGUCAGCUGAGUGCGUUGGAAAAUAUGCUGCAAGUAAACGAAAACCAGCUGCGUACCGUUACGAAGCAGCUGAAAGCACAGUGGAUGUGUCUGGAGGAAGCAAAGCAGGCCCGUGCCAAGCAGCGUAUGCACAUCCCAAGCCUGGAAGUACUUUACCAGACACUUUCCAAGCAGCAGGACAUUUUGAACCGACAGGGCGAAAAAUUGGCGUACCUGAAGAAUAAGCUUGGGCUGCGAGGCAGUUUGAAGGGGCUGGAUGAUCGAAAUAACCGUGUGAAAGACACGACAGACACGUCCGAGAGUGCGAUCGAGUCGUUAACGGAUUCGAUCAUAUCGCUUACGCUCGGUGAUCAGGUGGCGGCCGAUACGAGAAAGUUAAGCGAAUCGAAACUGUCCACCCUGCGGCGGGUGCUUGUGGGCCGGAAGGUGGUCACGGUGAAACCGCAACGUCCGGAUCGUGUUGGGUUGAGUUCGGAGGUGGUCCGUGAGCGUCGCGAUCAAGUACGAAAGCUAAACGUGGAACAGGAGAAGCAGGUUAAAGCAACGCAGCAGCAACAGCCAGUUGCGUUCAAAACGACCGUUAAUAAGGAACGGGUACCGCAGCAACAACCCAAACCUCAACCGGUCAAACCGUUGGGAACAUCGACAGCUAAUACGAAAGCGUUUUCCUUUGGUAGUCAAGAACCGGCGGCAGCAGCGCCAAGCCCUCAAGGAAGCUUCUCCUUUGGGCAAACCACCAUUACACCACUGUCUGCAGCAGUUGAACCGGCAAUGAAACCAACCCCGAACGGUGGAAGUAUUAGCACUGGACUCAGCUUUGCAGCUCCCAACAACUUCAGCAGCAAGGACAACGAUAAAGACAAAAAGGAUAUCUCAGUUGGCGGUAAAGAGAACAUUCCAAUCUCUAAAGCCCCUACUUCGAGUCCAUUCAGUUUUGCUGCUUCAACUUCAGGAGGAUCAUUUAUAACAUCCACGUCGGCUGAGACGUCCUCAUCAGUGGCAAGCGCUGCUACGAAGCCGGUAUUCUCGUUCGGUACCGUCGGAACCAACGGCCAGUCGGGAAUAGCGUUCGGUUCCCUUGGGAAAUCAAACUUUUCAUUCGAUCUACCAUCCUCCGCUACCACAACAGCCGUUAGCACUUCAUCGUCCGGCGGAACAGGGCUUUCUUUCAAUCUUGGCGCACCGUCGGAAGGAUCGCUAUCCUUGGGCAAACCGAAGCCGAAUGAAAAUGUUCUUCCAUUGGUGGAUGAGGCAACACAGAAGGAUAAACCAUUACCACCCUCGUUUGGACCGAUGGAACCGGCCACAAAGUCACCACUACCGGCUCUGACGAGUUUGCUGCAGAAGGUCGACUCGUCGCCGUCUUCGGUGGAUCUUAGCGUUAAGAGUGGCUCAGCGCCGCAAGCGAAACCAUCCGGGGAAAGUUUUUUCGGUACUUUAGGUAAGGCCACAUCUACGACGACGGCAUCAAUUUCCGGCAGCACAACCACAGCAACGACGACGAACGAUGAAUCAGCAAAGCCAGCUGCUGCGGGUCUGUUUUCCGGCAUAUCGUUCGGAUCACUUACCGUAACGCCAACGUUUUCAUCCGGUGGUUCCGGUCAGACUGUUGGAAGCGAAUCCAUUUUGAAAUCAACGAUCACUAGCAGCUCCGGUAUGAAUGGAAAUGUCGGAAACGUUGCUCCAACAAGUAGCAGCUCCGUUGGUUUAACAUUUGGAAGCAAUAGCUUUGCCUCUUCUGGCUUUGGUGUAGUGAAAGCAACGCCAUCAGUAGCAUCAAUUGAUACAGCAGCGACGACAACUAUUGCAAGCGGAUCAACAACUACUACUUCUACAACAACAUCUGGCUUUGGAUUUGGAUCACUUUCCACCACGUCCUCCUCCGCCACCUCAACUACCGCUUCACCGAUAGGCACAUUUUCUUUUGGAAAAUUGUCACUUGAAAAACCGACUCUUGUAGCUGCAACCUCAGCCACUUCCACAACGACAACGGUCGCUUCGGUCAGUGUUGCUACUCCUGCUGCUACCACUGUUCAAGCAACGACUACUACGACAGCUUCCGUUCCAAGCACCACCGCCACUACAGCAGCGACCGACGCAACGUCCAAUUUGUUCGGCUCUAUUAGCAUCUGCUCGCCAAGCUCGGCCACUUCUACAACUCCCAAGAGUCCAGCCUCCUCGUCGAUUACGGGUGGAAAUAUCUUCACUUCGGCCACAUUUGGCUCACCUAAAUCAACGGAUACGCCAGUCAGUAGUAUCUUCGGUGGUGGUGGUGGUGCGGCUGUUUCAUCUUCCGGCGGUUCUAUCUUCGGUUCCGGGAAGCCUGCUACGGCUACAUUCGGUGCAACGGCUGCCGCUUCUCCAGCUCCGGUAGGAUUGUUCGCUUCUGUUGUACAGCCAAGCGUUGCAUCGACCGCAACCGUUGUUAGCAGCACUGCUACUUCUGCUGCUACUGGUGGUAAUAUUUUUGGUUUCUUCAGUGCCGGCGCAGCAGCACCAGCAACAGCCACCAGUACAGCCCCGUCCGGUGGUGGAUCAUUCUUUGGCAGUGGAGCAGGAACCACAAGUUCCAUUUUUGGAUCGAGCGCGGCCACAACUACGACCAAUAUUUUUGGUAAUGCGACCACCAGUCCUGCUACAGGAGGUGCGGUCUCCGGCGGUGGCCUGUUCGGUAGUGGCACCGCAGCAAACACCACACCCGGUGGAUCGAUUUUCGGAGGUUCAUCCGCAUUCGGCGCAACCGGUAGUGCAAGUGCUGCUGGUGGCAACAUAUUCGGAAGCCCGGUUGCAGCGGCACCAUCGCCCGGUGGUAGUACUGGUGGUUUGUUCGGUUCGGUCGGUGCUCAGCAACCCGUCUCCUCAACACAAUCCAUCUUCGGUGGUGGUGGUGCAGCCGCUUCUGGCGGAGCGUUUGGAUCGGCUGCGGUUACCGGCAGUCCAGGACCGUUCAGCAGCGGCGGUGGUACGGGUGCCGGUGUGAAUGCGUUCGCUUCACCGACCAGUGGUACGUCCGCAUUCAGCAAACCGCCAGCAUUUGGUGCAGCGCCAACGUUUGGCGGUGCACCAACAUUCGGUGGUGCGCCCACAUUUGGCGGUGCGCCCACAUUCGGCGGUGCACCCACGUUCGGUAGUCCGAAGGCUACGUUCGGCGGUGGGUCACCAUUCGGUGGGGGAAGUUCGCCGGCUGGCAUCGGUUCAUCGCCAACGCCCUCGAACAAUCUGUUCGAGCAGCUGGGAUCAUCUUCGUCUGGCGUGUCGUUCGGUGGUUUAGCCGCACAGCAAACACAAAAACCAACCCAAUUCGGUGGAUCGUCGUUUUCCAGCUGGCGAUCGUAA
Molecule: messenger RNA, 5602 nt
Organism: Anopheles maculipalpis
Lineage: Eukaryota; Metazoa; Arthropoda; Insecta; Diptera; Culicidae
Product: nuclear pore complex protein Nup214-like
Exons: 2
Coding region: 17-5602 (1861 amino acids)
Biological process (GO): RNA export from nucleus; protein import into nucleus
Cellular component (GO): nuclear pore
Molecular function (GO): structural constituent of nuclear pore; protein binding
Source: RefSeq, a predicted model, not a curated record